Molecule: messenger RNA, 2745 nt
Organism: Cylicocyclus nassatus
Lineage: Eukaryota; Metazoa; Nematoda; Chromadorea; Rhabditida; Strongylidae
Source: the annotation of a GenBank genome assembly
AUGAAUAUUGAUCAGUCGCGUUUCUGUACUUGCUUUUCGCAGGAUGUUAUCCUAGAGAUCUUGUGUUUCUUCGCAGUAGAACAUGUACAUAAGUCGAAAAUUCAGUGCGCAUGGAUGGAUGAUUCUCCCCUUCGUAUAGUAGAAGCUGAGGAAGGGGAGUUCACUUCGCUGACCUACACUAAUCUGGUACCUACAACAUCGGAAUAUGUAGGAACAAGUGUUGAGCCAAGUAAUGUGUAUCCAGAGCUACUCGGGCUUGUGGAAGCCCAGAUCGAGUUCUGUGACCAGCUUCUCAUACGAAUUACAGAAGCUCGAAGGCGAUUAGCGGAAAAGAAGGCAAUACUUGAGAAGAAAGCUGAACAGGAGCGACUAUCAGGAGCCGCAUCUCGAUCCAGAGUACCUGUUAUCCAGUAUAUGCCUCCCUACUUCAAGGACGAGAGCAUGAUGUGCCCUCCUCAAAACGAAGAAGCGAGACAUAAACUGCAGUACACUACUUUUGACCCACUGACUAGGGAGGAUAGGAAAUGGUCAACACAAGAAUUGCGAAUACUUCGCGAGGCCGUCAAAGAAUCAGUUGUCCAUGCUGGUGUACAGAAAUUCAUCGAUAGGAAAGAUGUGCUGCGCUCCAAAAUACAGCGAGCUGGUGUAGAAACUACGCCAGAGGAUAUGCAGGCUUGGAAGGAAGAGUACGAAGCGCUGAACAGAAAGAUUCAACACUAUCGCAACGGAAUUGGUGAUUCACAACAAUCCGAUUUGAUUGAUUACUCGUGUGUUGAUUGGAUGAAAAUUUCGACGAUAGAGUUCAGAGGAAGUCGAUCGGCUGCUAGUUUGCGCUACAAAUGGUUGAAUGAACAGUGCCCACGAUGGAACAGCGAUGAUUGGGCUAAGGAAGAGCUGCAGAAGCUGAAAGAUUAUCGCGAAGAUCCUUCGUUCACUUCAUGGGCAGCGCUCGCUAAGAAGCUAGAGACGCGACGUUCUCCGUACAUGUGUUUUGAGAGAUACCGUAGCGAUUUGUACAAGAGAUCCAAAGAUUGGACUAAAGAAGAAGAUGAGCGGCUCAUUGCUCUUGUCAAAGUGAUGACUGUAAACGGAAAUGUGCAAUGGGACAAAGUCACAUUCUAUAUGCCUGGUAGACAUCGUCAGCAAGUUCGUGCUAGGUAUCAGCAUACACUCGAUGAGAAUGUUCGACAUGGACGUUGGACGGAUCAUGAAGAUUUGCUGCUGAUGUCGGCUGUGGCUCGCUUUGGUGCCAAAGAUUGGGGUAAGGUAGCGAAAGCGGUUUAUGGAAGAUCUGAUGGACAGUGUCGAGAGCGCUGGUGCAAUGUACUUGAUAAAUGCACUGAAGCUGGCGACUGGACUGCUGAGGAGGACGAGCGCCUUGUACUAGGAAUACAAAUUUUUGGGCGAGGUAAAUGGUCCAAAAUAGCUGAAAUGUUGCCCAGGCAUACUCCAGAUACAAUACGAGACCGCUAUCAACAGCUUCUCACUGCAAAGAUGAGGGUGAGAAACUUUGUUUUCUGCAGUAUUAUUGGUAGCAAGGGCCAAGCGAGACAUCAGAAAGCUAUCGUAGAGAGGGGCGUACAGGAAAUAGCACAAAAAUUCAGAAAUGGUCAGAGAACUUCGAGGAGUGAACUGAUCAGAAAAAUUGAUCUUUCUGAAAGGGAAGUGGCAUCCAUCAUCAAAGCAGCUAAAAAGCAAAAUCAGGGCUCCAAAACGCGACAAUUUCACGCAUUUGGUGGUGUGAAGAGGAUAAGAAAGAACAUGCACUUGCUACCUGAUACAAUGUGGGAAAAGACCGAAUUCAAUGAUGAUGAACCAGAGGAAGAGCGAAUUAUGUGUUUGACUGAAGCAUUGUGCCAAGCCGUUCGCAAGUAUGAUCAACACGAAUGGGGCAACAAAUUCUUUCUGAAUCAUGAACGUCCGGAAAGUGUGGUCUCCUCCUAUGUAACAAAUAUGCUCAGUGAAAAGUGUGAUGAGGUGGCGCAAAUCUUCCGAGAAUGCAAUAGUGCACCUGUUGACGCAACACUGCCCACUACUUUCACAACCGCCUCGGCUUAUCGCGUCUUCCAGCGCGUCCGUCCGUCACUGACAGGUAGAGGCGCUAAAUACUUCAGUCCUAACGACUUUGGCGUUGCUGAUCUCGUUCUUAUGCCUGAUGCAGAUCUCAUUCGAACAUAUACGGUUCACGUUCGUCUCAAUAUUCAGCUACACCCAAAUGUUCUCAUAGAUCCCGAUUAUCUCAAGUUGAAGGCUCAAGUGCGUUUAUUUGUUGAAAGUUUUCAUCCUUGUAGAAAGCAGCACGAAAUAUUCUUGUCACUGGCAAUGAGCAUCUCUUUAGAACUUGUUUUUCUCGUGGUAGACAAGGUUUGCAAUCCAUCUGCUCAUAAAAAACGCGGUCGGCCAAGAAACGACGAUGUGUUAGCAGCAUGGGAGAAAUACGUAAACAGGACUAAAAAGCGUCUGACGAUGACAUGUCACUCGAAUUACCUGAGGAUAAUGAGACCGAACCAUCACAAUCCUCGCAGCAGAGUCAAUAGGGUCAUUCAUCAUGUUUGUGCACUGCGCCAGGAGCAUAGUGAAAAGAGAUAUGGAGAAGAGCAGGUGGCGUUUCUGUCCAAACGAAAGUUCCUUUUGAAAUAUUUUGUGCGCGAGUGUUGUGACAAGGCCUUCUCGAACUGCUUUAAAUGCACAGAAUGGUCCACAAAACCAGAAACACAGCGCAAGACAGAUCUUAAUAACGUAUAG